GCCAUGCAAACGUCCGUAUCCCUGUUCUUGCCCUUUCUCCUCAUCCUGCUACUUCCUGUGCUCCUCUAUUCCGUAGUCAGUAUCGACAGAAUGGGUGGCUUUCAGUUCCUUCCUCUCUCUCUACACCUUCAUCAUACGCCAGGCGGAUACGCUGGCUUUGUUCACGGCGUCCAGACUGGUGGCGUUCUACCCAAUCACUCCGAAGGAGAUGCGAGGAUCCUGGGCGUGCAACGGCGAGACCUCCCUCAAGAUCCGAGCGGCAUAAGAGCCGUCAAUAUCACAUUUCUGGCUGGCUCUUUUGACUAUGUCGGUGAGGUAGUUCCAGAAUCAACGCCUAGUAAGAGAAUGUUGAAGGAAUACAUUGACAUAUCCCCCGACAAUAGUACCCUCUUCUACGUUGAGAUGGAGGCGGGCAAUUGGACGUCGUUUGUUGUCAUGAGAGCCAUCCCUUCCGGAUCCACCUCUCCUCUUGAAGCUGCAGGUAACUGGAACCUCUCGUGGACCAUCUCCCAAGUAGCGGGGCCAUUCACAAAUGUGAGCGGGCUGCUGGUACUUGACGAGAGUUGCCUGCUUCUCUCUUUCCACAGCGAGAAUCUCAUAAGAAAGGUGAAUGCCACAAGCGGGGAAGAGAUGGGGUCGAUACCUGUGAGGGAGCCUUACUCCAUAGCCAAACAUCCAAGCGAAGAAACGGUCUUCGUGGCAUCAAAUGAUAGCAUAAUUGCUCUUUCGCUGAUCCUCCCGGAGAAGCAGCAAACGCUCGUGGGCCCAACGAUAGCUGUUACCAAAAUAGAGAAUGGAAGCUCCACAGAUAACUCGACUGCUGCUGAGUUUCGAUUUCUGCAUCCCAGCAUAGGGCCUCACUCGCUUUCUCCCAAUGGAAGCCACCUUUACGUCGCUGAUGAGGAUAACCAUGUCAUCAGGCGAGUGAAUACGGUCACAGGUGCCACCGAAACCAUAGCUGGGCAAGAGGGCAAUGCGUCUACCAGUAAUGGUUAUCCGCGCAAUGCAAGGUUCUCGUUCCCAAGGUGCCCGGCUAUGAUGUAUGACGGUCUGAAUCUCUUGCUCGUAGAGAGGGCGCCUGGGAUUCGCUGGCUCAUUUUUGGCCAGCAAAAUGGUGCUGUCAAUUACGUGAGCACAAUGCUUGAGUCCAAUCAGUCCAUUGGAUGUGUUACCUUCUCUAAAGAUGACCGCUUCAUGUUCUUUCCAGCUGAUACCCACAUUUUCGUGCUGGUGAACUUCACAAUGUUCCCACAUGGUGUCGCCUCGCCAGCCCCUCCCGCACUCACCAGUUCUAUGCCACCGUUGCCACGCAGUGAACGCACCCCCUCUGGCGAGCAGGAUCCCGGAGCAAAGCCCAACGGGGGCACGACCUCGGAAUCACAAUCCUUUAGACACCUUACUCUUGUGGUCGUGCUUGCUUUGGUGUUUGCUACAGUACUCUUAAUUGCUCUGAUCGUUCUAGUCGGUAUUAUGCAUCGCCGGUCCGCCGACGUCGAUACGAUAAGGCCGACUUCUCCUCCAGACCGUCAGUAUCACCAGGGUGCCACAUCGACAAGACUGCAACAGGCAGGGCGUCCUCAGUAUCACCAUGGUGCCACAUCGACACGACUGCAACAGGGAGGGCCUCCUCCAGCGCAACAUGUCCAAAGGCAUCCUCGAGAGGUCUGUAACGUGAGACUCCGCACAAUUCCCACUGCUUGUGAGGCAAGACCAGAAGAGGACCCGGCUUUUCCUCCAGACCCUCAGUCUCUCCAGGGUGCCACAUGGACAACCAGGACAAGACCGCAACAGACAUGGCAUCCUCCAGUGCAACAUGACUGGAGACAUCCUCCGGCGGACGGCAAUGCGAGACUCCACACAAUUCCCACUGCUUGUCGUACAAGACCACAAUUUCAAGGCGAGCCGUCGGAAAACAGAAUGCUCAUGAACGAGGUAUGUGACCGCCCAGACGACACCUUGAAAGAUCUCGACGGACCUUUGACAUCAGACAGGUGGGAAGCCGACGACCCAGACCCAAUUUGUGCACCGGCACGCAGGGACGGUAGAUACCCAAAUGUCAUGGCCAAUACCAGGGAUGUGGUUGAAAACCAAUCCAACGACGAGGAGGAUGAGGUGAGCUGAGCAUACGAGGCAAGGAGAAGCUCAGAAACACAAGGCCGAGUCCUCUGGAGAGUAGAGGUUCUACCAGCUCGUGCACAGGAAAGC
Messenger RNA from Chara braunii, 2205 nucleotides. NCBI's taxonomy places the organism in Eukaryota, Viridiplantae, Streptophyta, Charophyceae, Charales, Characeae. The record is from the annotation of a GenBank genome assembly.